Messenger RNA from Naegleria gruberi, 894 nucleotides. RefSeq lists its product as uncharacterized. The transcript has a single exon. The coding region runs from base 1 to 894 and encodes 297 amino acids. NCBI's taxonomy places the organism in Eukaryota, Heterolobosea, Eutetramitea, Acrasida, Naegleriidae. The record is from RefSeq and is a predicted model, not a curated record.
AUGAAGAAUCAAAACAACAACAACAACUCAUUCUCUUUCGUUGACGAAACCAAGAAUAUUAAAGCCAAAGUGAAGGUUAUGAAACGAAACCAUCAACUGAAUAUUCGAAACACCAGAUUGAGACAGACUUUGCAACACGACAAGUUAUUAGAAAACUAUUUUGAAUGGGAUAAGAGUGCUCCCUCUGGUGGCGAUCUUACUGUGUACAAGAUUGUUACUCCACCUUUAGUACAUGCAGAUAGAAAUGAAACUAAUCUAUUAGAUUCUGGUACUAAUCCAAAGCAUGAUCAGAUAAGGACAUGUAAUAGAGGUGUAAGAAAUCCAUCAAAGAAGAAUCGAGUGGUUACUUCAGAGAAGGUUCAAGUCAAAGAAACUAACAGGAAGAAUAGUUUAGUUUCAUCUGAUAGUUACUACUCAGAACAUAGAUUCUCUACACCAAAUUCAUCAUCAUCGAGUAAUACCUCCAUUGAUCCUCCAACAUCUUAUUCAAACAGUAACCUUCAUGCAUGUCUACACUACAUGCAAAAAGUUAUUGGAAACUAUUCUCAAAACUUACUACAGAAAGACUCAAUGUUGAUCAAUUCUUCAUCGAGCUGUUCAUCUGUGGGUCAGCUACCUUGCCCUCCCUUUGAAACUAAUAUGAAUAGUGUUCUACCUUCGAACAAUAUUCCAUCUCAAACCUUUCCAACAUUGAUGCCUAACAUGCAAACAGAAAAUAGAAUACGAAACAUGCAACCAUUAUUGAAUUGUCAAUCAACUAGUAAUGCAAUUGAUUGUUGGUUUGUGGAAGAUCAACAAUAUCAAUUGAAUGGUAACUUACAUCCAUCGAAUUCUGCUCAAGGUGGAGCUGAUGAUGAUUGCGAUAGCUUUUUGAGUUCUACUUCAUACGAGUAA